GGGCGCCCAUGGAGCCGGUACCGCCGGCUCGGCCGACCGCUAUGGCGCCGCUGCUGGAGUAUGAGCGGCAGCUGGUGCUGGAACUACUGGACGCGGACGGGCUGGUAGUGUGCGCCCGCGGGCUCGGCGCGGAUCGGCUCCUCUACCACUUCCUCCGGCUGCACUGCCACCCCGCGUGCCUGGUGCUGGUGCUCAACACGCAGCCGGCCGAGGAGGAGUAUUUUAUCAGUCAGCUGAAGAUUGAAGGAGUGGAACACCUCCCUCGUCGUGUAACAAAUGAAAUCACAAGUAACAGUCGCUACGAGGUCUACACCCAAGGAGGUGUGAUAUUUGCAACAAGUCGAAUACUUGUGGUCGACUUCUUGACUAAUAGAAUACCUUCAGAUUUAAUCACUGGCAUCUUGGUGUAUAGAGCGCACAGGAUAAUCGAGUCUUGUCAAGAAGCAUUCAUCUUGCGUCUGUUUCGCCAGAAAAACAAGCGUGGUUUUAUUAAAGCUUUCACAGACAAUGCUGUCGCCUUUGACACUGGUUUUUGUCACGUGGAAAGAGUGAUGCGAAAUCUUUUCGUAGGGAAGCUGUAUCUGUGGCCAAGGUUCCAUGUAGCAGUAAACUCAUUCUUAGAACAGCACAAACCUGAAGUUGUAGAAAUUCACGUUUCUAUGACGCCUGCCAUGCUCGCCAUACAGACUGCCAUCCUGGACAUCCUAAAUGCGUGUCUGAAAGAACUGAAAUGCCACAACCCAUCGCUCGAAGUUGAAGAUUUGUCUUUAGAAAAUGCUAUUGGAAAACCGUUUGACAAGAUGAUCCGCCAUUAUCUGGAUCCCUUGUGGCACCAGCUUGGAGCCAAGACUAAGUCCUUGGUUCAGGAUUUGAAGAUAUUACGAACUUUGCUGCAGUAUCUCUCUCAGUAUGAUUGUAUCACAUUCCUUAAUCUUCUGGAAUCUCUGAGAGCGACAGAGAAGGCUUUUGGUCAGAAUUCAGGUUGGCUCUUUCUUGACUCCAGCACCUCGAUGUUUGUUAAUGCUCGAGCAAGGGUUUAUCAUCUUCCAGAUGCCAAAAUGAACAAAAAAGGCAAAGUGUCUGAAAAAACGGAAAUUGAACAAGUGCAAGAAACAAAAAAGGAAUUGGUGCUAGAAAGCAACCCGAAGUGGGAAGCUCUGACCGAAGUACUGAAAGAAAUUGAGGCGGAAAAUAAGGAGAGUGAAGCCCUUGGGGGUCCAGGUCAGGUACUGAUUUGUGCAAGUGAUGAGCGAACAUGUUCCCAGCUGAGAGAGUAUAUCACGAUCGGAGCAGAGGCCUUCUUGUUGAGGCUCUACAGGAAGACCUUUGAGAGGGACAGCAAAGCUGAGGACGUGUGGGUGCAAUUUAGAAAUGAGGACAGUGCAAAGAGAAUGGCGAAAUCUCACAAAAGGCCUAAAGACCCCCACAGCAAACAGAGGGCUGCCCCCAAAGAAAGGACUCUCAAGAAGAAGAAGCGGCGGUUAACUUUAACACAGAUGAUAGGAAAGCCUGAAGAACCGGAAGAGGAAGGGGAUGCCAAGGAAGGCUGUCCUGGAGACAAGGGCAGUAGCCCAGACAGUUCCUUAGAAGAAAUCAAGCACGAGGAAUUUGACUUAAACUUGUCAUCCGAUGCCGCUUAUGGAAUACUGAAAGACCCGCUCACCAUCAUCCACCCUCUCUUGGGCUGCAGUGACCCCUACGCUCUGACAAGGGUGCUGCACGAGGUGGAACCCAGAUACGUGGUUCUGUACGACGCCGAGCUAACGUUUGUUCGCCAGCUUGAGAUUUACCGGGCGAGUAGGCCCGGGAAGCCUCUGAGGGUUUACUUUCUUAUAUACGGAGGCUCAACAGAGGAACAGCGCUAUCUCACUGCUUUGCGGAAAGAAAAGGAAGCUUUUGAAAAACUCAUAAGGGAGAAGGCUAGCAUGGUUGUGCCUGAAGGGAGGGAAGGGAGAGAUGAGGGGAACCUGGACCUGGUGAGAGGCUCCGCAUCCACAGGCUCGCCCACUGACACACGGAAAGCAGGUGGCCAGGAGCAGAACGGUACACAGCAAAGUAUAGUUGUGGAUAUGCGUGAGUUUCGCAGCGAACUCCCAUCCCUGAUCCACCGUCGGGGCAUUGACAUUGAACCGGUGACGCUGGAGGUCGGAGACUACAUUCUGACUCCAGAAAUGUGCGUGGAGCGCAAGAGCAUCAGUGAUUUGAUUGGCUCUUUAAACAACGGCCGCCUCUACGGCCAGUGUAUCUCCAUGUCCCGCUACUACAAGCGCCCAGUGCUCCUGAUCGAGUUCGACCCCAGCAAGCCCUUCUCUCUCACUUCCCGAGGUGCCUUCCACCAGGAGAUCUCCGGCAAUGACGUCAGUUCCAAGCUCACCCUCCUCACGCUUCACUUCCCCAGACUCCGGCUUCUCUGGUGCCCCUCCCCCCACGCCACCGCCGAGCUGUUCGAGGAGCUGAAACAGAACAAGCCGCAGCCCGACGCGGCCACGGCCAUGGCCGUCACGGCGGAUUCGGAAACCCUCCCGGAGUCAGAAAAGUAUAAUCCGGGUCCCCAGGACUUCUUGUUGAAAAUGCCAGGGGUAAAUGCCAAAAACUGUCGCGCCUUGAUGCACCACGUCAAGAACAUCGCAGAGCUGGCGAGCCUGUCGCAAGACAAGCUGGCGGGUAUUUUGGGCAACGCCUCGAACGCGAAGCAGCUCUAUGACUUCAUCCACACCCCUUAUGCCGAGUUUGUGUGUAAAGGCAAAAUGAGAAAGUGAACGAGGGCGGCCGUUUUCUUAUCCCGUGACUGUGAUUUCCAGCCACCCUGUACCGGAAUGAACAGACCGAGAUGAAUCACGAGCUCAGAAUUCCGCUCACUUCAGCACCUAACGACUGCGCAGUCCGCUUCUGGGGUCAGCGGACCACAAGCCCAGAUGCCCCUCUGGACUUUGUGUUUAGGCACUGAUUUUAACCUUCCCAUGCCGGCCCGCCUCCCUCCCUGCGCCGUCAGGGCCAGAGGCAGCGUGUCCCGCUCUUCGGUCAGGAGUCAGAAUCGGGCGAGGCAGAAUGUGGGGGCUUAUAGGAGGCCGCUCUUGACGCAAGCAGCAAUUUAUGUUUCCCACGCAGGCCGAUAAGACACACCAUCAUGUCCCUGCCCUCUUUGUUCAGGACGGGCCCCCGGAACGCCGAGAAGGAACCUUGUCUGCCAUUCCUUGCCAGUUCUCACCCUCUUUUCCGCAAAUGCGCGCUUCCCCCUUUAAGAAAAACCCAUGGGGACUUCCUCGUACUGACGUAAGACGUAAGAUGGCGCCCCGUGAAACUAGCUGGUUCCUCAUCCCCCGAAUGUGUGUGACGCGUACCAGAACUCGAUUGUGCAAAGCCAGCAGCUUUUAAACGUGAGAUGAAUUGUUCCCUGUUUCCAGAAUUUGAUGGUGAAGGAGCGCUGAGGACGCGCCGUUGUGCAGACAUCUCACCUCCUGAAUCUCAGAGAUCUCUAAGCCCAAAGGGCUCGUUAGAGUCUCUUAAGACUUCCUCUUCCCCCCCAAGCUUCUUCCCACACGCCUGAGACCACCAGCGCCAGAUCCUCUCCACACGCAGCGUCAGCCCACCCUCUGCUCCCCGCUUCGUGUCCCUGGGCCAGCGUGCUCGCUGGCGUCUGUGUGAGGACUCAGGGACAAGCAAACGGGUGGCCCCCCGAGUCUUUAAGAUUGGGUUUUCCUUCUUGGAGUGGAGAUGAAAGAAGUACAAGUAAAUGGAAGAUCAGCGCAUAGAAUAUCUAAGAAUUCUAGAGAAAUUUACACACUUAAAAAUUCACAAAGCCAUCUCCUUCUCAAACCUUCCGAUUGAGUUAGGUUAGCUUUUUACUGAGGUGCACAUACAGGACAUUCAUAGCAUCUUUGUGCAGUUUUUAAACUUUUCUAUUUCGGCUUUACUAAAGUAUUAUUCACACAUCUA
Lynx canadensis (Canada lynx) is the source of this 3936-nucleotide messenger RNA. It is a transcript of the gene ERCC4, whose product is annotated as ERCC excision repair 4, endonuclease catalytic subunit. Lineage: Eukaryota; Metazoa; Chordata; Mammalia; Carnivora; Felidae. The record is from RefSeq and is a predicted model, not a curated record. Bases 9 to 2759 code for a protein of 916 amino acids. Gene Ontology annotation, molecular function: single-stranded DNA binding; damaged DNA binding; single-stranded DNA endonuclease activity. The transcript is spliced from 11 exons. Gene Ontology annotation, cellular component: nucleotide-excision repair factor 1 complex. Gene Ontology annotation, biological process: resolution of meiotic recombination intermediates; nucleotide-excision repair involved in interstrand cross-link repair; double-strand break repair via homologous recombination.